AUGCCAACAAAAUAUAUUAGAAAAGGGACAGUGCAAAGGGGAAAAUGGACUGAAGCCGACCUACUCCGGGCUGCAGAAGCAGUUAAAAACGGUGUGAUGGGCUUGAGAGAAGCAUGCCGCACUUUCAACAACAUUCCUCCUCCAACACUUAGAAGGCGACUUAAAAAUAAUGACUUUAUCAAAAGAACUCUUGGACCGCCUUGUAUCCUUGGCAUCCAGAAUGAAUUAAAAAUUAGGUUUCAUAUACAAAAGCUACAAAAACACGGAUUUGCGCCAACUCGUGAAAAUGUCAGAGCAAUGGCGUUUCACCUGGCAGAUCAGCUUAAAAUUAAACACCCUUUUAAUAGAGACAGUAAACUUGCUGGUUAUGACUGGUUACAUAUGUUUUUACAACGACAUCCAGACUUGAGUGUUAGAAAAGCUGAGGGUGUAUCACUAGCUCGAUGCAACGGUAUGAAUAAAGAAAAGGUCUCGGCGUACUUUAAUCUGUUAGAAACAACAUUAAUGGAGGCCGGUUUAGUAAACAAGCCUGGUCAUAUAUUUAAUAUGGAUGAGACGGGUCUCCAACUUAAUAAUAAGCCAGGUUAUGUUAUUGCUCAGAAAGGCUCAAAAAACGUUGCCGCAAUAACAUCAUCAGAAAAGGGAGAAACAAUUACAGGCAAAAAUAAAAAAACCGAGUUUGAGGAUGGUAUGUCUCCGGGUUCUGUGGUUUACAUGAACGAAAAAUCCGCUUAUAUUAAUACGGAUUUGAUGUUUACCUGGUUAAAAGAACAUUUUGUUCCACGUAAACCAGACGGAAAAAUUCUACUUUUACUGGAUGGUCAUGCCAGUCAUUGUAAUUUGGUAGUAAUGCUGGAAUAUGCCGAUGAACAUAAUGUUAUUCUGUUUUGUCUACCUGGUCAUACUACUCAGUUCCUUCAACCCUUGGACAGGAAAAUUUCUCGUAUGCAAUUUGGUCAAUUGUUGUCGGAGGCGUGGUCAAAAGCAGCAACUGUUGAUAACGCUGUGUCGGCUUUUAAAUCUACAGGAAUCUGCCCAUUUAAUCCUGGUGCUAUACCAGAGUAUGCCUACUUGGAUUCUGAAGAUGAAAAAUUAGAUCCCAAUACUUCUGCAGUUUACGCUACUGAAUCUAAUAAUACCACUCAAACAAAAUGCCCUCUACUUCAGCCUUAG
Molecule: messenger RNA, 1173 nt
Organism: Diorhabda carinulata
Lineage: Eukaryota; Metazoa; Arthropoda; Insecta; Coleoptera; Chrysomelidae
Exons: 4
Coding region: 1-1173 (390 amino acids)
Cellular component (GO): nucleus
Molecular function (GO): DNA binding
Source: RefSeq, a predicted model, not a curated record